Molecule: messenger RNA, 1930 nt
Organism: Belonocnema kinseyi
Lineage: Eukaryota; Metazoa; Arthropoda; Insecta; Hymenoptera; Cynipidae
Exons: 12
Coding region: 1-1911 (636 amino acids)
Source: RefSeq, a predicted model, not a curated record
AUGCCAGGAGGUGUUGUUUUUUUGGUCUGUAUUCCUACUUUAAGUUACGAGCAUGAACUUGUCUUUGGCAUUCCUAUUAAGAAAAAUAAAAAGCAAGUGAAGCCUAGUAAAGUGGAUUUGCGUCUGAAAAAUACAAAAUCAAAAACUCAUUUGAUACCGCUGGGAGAUGAAAAUAGUGAUCUUGACCUGGACGAUGCUGAUGAUGAAAUUCGAAAUACCCUGGUUACUCCUCCAGAGAGGAGAUUGCACACAAGGGGAAGAGGAUUUUCACCAACUGGGAUGCGAUCUAAAGACCCUGUUUUUGUUUCGAUGGAAACGGUUUUAGACGAACUACUAAAAAAGCUUAGAGUAGAGCAUGUUGUCUGGUGCAAAGAUAGAACAAAUAUGUAUUACGAGGUCAUUUUCCCAGUUCCUGCAGGGGAUCCUUGUGAAAAUUGCCUUCAUUGUUUAACAGAAAUGGGAAUCGGAAUUAAAAUGAACUCAAUCUGCACCUACAGUGGAGUGGGGCAUGUAGAGGCUUCUGCAUACAAAUUGGAAGAAGAACGUAGAAAAAAAUCAGAACAAAGACAUAACGACUGGGUCAAUUUCGUGGGGUCAAUACGAUCAAAGUUAACAGUAAAGCAAGUCGUUGAUGGGGUCCGAAGUGGUGGAGACCUCACUUUUGAUUACAUAUUGUUAGUUCUAACAGCUGACUGUCUUGCUGCGCUCGGAUUGGUAGAAAACAGCGCAACAAAUGUUGUAGCAGCGAUGCUUGUUUCUCCAUUGAUGGGUCCUGUAAUGUCCCUUACAUUUGGAACGAUAAUAGCUGACAGAAAUCUGCAAUUCAUUGGAUUUAAAAGCUUGAUGCUUGGAAUAUUCUUGUCAAUUCUCUUUGGUUUCAUCUUUGGUCUUAUUCUUGGCACCACCCAAAUGCCAUGGGGUUACAAUGAUUGGCCGACUGACGAAAUGAAGGGCAGAGGAAAUUAUAGAUCUUUGUGGAUGGGUGUCCUUUGGGCAUUACCAUCUGGCACUGGAGUGGCUGUAGCUCUCCUACAAGGAAGUAAUGGUCCCCUAAUCGGAGUUGCAAUUUCUGCUUCUCUAUUGCCUCCUGUUGUCAAUUGCGGUUUAUUUUGGGCUCUCGGAUGCAUCUGGCUCAUAUAUCGUCCGAUCAAAAUGCCCCAUAUAAAAGGCGAAUCCUACACAGAUUUUAAUAGCUCUUACCAAUACGUCUAUACGGAUUAUCUGCCUGUUGAAUUCUUUUGUAAUGGUAUCAUCAGCGCAUGUUUAACGUUCGUUAAUGUUGUGUGCAUCUUUAUCACAGCGAUUAUUGUCCUAAAGAUCAAAGAAGUGGCGGCUCCCUAUACUUCGACGCCUGAACUCCGACGAUUUUGGGAACAUGAUAUCCGUCUGGUUCGCGACAAGAAUAUAUCAAGAGUCAACAGCUCACUUGAUUCCAGCUUUUACGAUGCACUGAGCAAGACAAAGAAGCGAGCCUUGGAACAAACACUCAAUGAAGCAGUUCUCGAAGCAAUCGACGACGACACCUUCCGCAAAGUUCAACGAGCCAGUUAUGGCCAGCAUGGACCAGAAGAUAUAUCUCCCAGAAUCGGAUUGCGAAACGCCGUAGGAGAAGUGGAUCCAAAGGGAAAAGUACUUGGUCAGGAGGUAGGAAUUCCUCGUCCCACGGAAGGUUCUCAAAAUCCGAUGCAGGCUAGCACAACGGAAGACCUGGCCGCCCUCGACAGACUAAUAACAUACUUACUGGGUCAACCAUCAACAAGUAAUAACCCGGGACCCUCCAAUCUAGACAGCUUGCGUCGAUCAUUUCGCGCCAGUGCCAGAGGUUAUCGACCCUUGCGACCAAACGAUGCUAUCGGCGAAUCUUCAAGUUCGGGAGCUGCCGGUUUUGGAAUCGGGACAACAGCUUUGUAAAUUGAUAAAUUUUAUUAAA